UCCAUGUAAAAUAUAUUUUAUUAUAGUUUUUAAUGAAAAAGUUUAAAUUUUUUCUAUAAAAACUUGUGUGUUUCUCAAUGAUUUAUAUUAUCCAAAUAUUACCAAUAAUCGCAGGUUACUCUUUAGUACACUUUUCAUGGUCCUUUCUAUUAUUUACUUAUAAAUAUCAGCAAGUGAUUGCUAUAAAAAAUGUACUACAAAACCCAACUCAUUUUCUCACUUUUAACGCAUUCCCAAAGUAUCCAAAAUUAGUUUGUAUUCAAGCAUGGGUGGUUCAUCAUACGUUGCAGUAUGUGGUGCAGCAUUGUUAUGGAUGGUCUUAGCCCAGUCAGAGGUGCAGGAGGUGUGCGACAUGAUGAAACAAGCACUCACAUCAGCAGUUUUAAGCUAUAGAAACAGACUCUAUAAAAGUGGUGAACAAGAAAAGAUGUGGAGUUCAUCUACCGAGAAGAACCCAUGUCGACGUUUCAUUCGGUGCCCUAGUUCUCUGGAUCCUUCAAAAGAUUGUGAUUUUUUGGUAUGGAUGGAUGAGGAUUUACCUUUUCAGUGGUAUAAGAAUAAAGUUGUUGAGUUGCACAAGGAAAAUAUUGAUUUGUACAAGGAUAAUAUGAUUUUGUCUAAGGAGAAUAGGGAGUUGGAGAUGGAGAACAAGGACAUGCAGAAGAAACUUAUGAAUCUUGAGUUGCUCGAAAAAAAGAAGCGUACUGAUUUGUUCAAGGUCAAGGUUAUGUUGUUAUCCAUUCUUCUAAUUUUCAUAUUCAUUUGGUUUUUAAUGGUGUAAUUAAUAAGGCAAGUUAGGCUUAUGUAAUUGAAUAUAAAUGCUAUUUUAAUAUGGUUA
Molecule: messenger RNA, 838 nt
Organism: Lactuca sativa (garden lettuce)
Lineage: Eukaryota; Viridiplantae; Streptophyta; Magnoliopsida; Asterales; Asteraceae
Source: RefSeq, a predicted model, not a curated record